AGGCACCUAUAAAUAUCCCUGAAGUAGGCCUACAUUCGAGUAAGGAAUGACUAGGAUCUAAGUGUUGAAAAUCAAAGGCAGACCUGCAGCGAGGAAAAUGAUUGGACCUUUAGGCCUACUCGUCCUCUUGGUGGUGAACCUGGUGUUAGUGAGCGGCACUCCGUUGGUUAUGAGCGACACUCCGGUGGAAGUGAGCGGCACUCUGAUGGCAGCGAAUGGCACUCCAGUGGUGUUGAGCGACACUCCGGUGGUGCUGAGCGACCUUCCGGUGGUAGUGAGCGACACUCCAGGGGUAGUGAGCGGUAGGCCUACACCCGCUUCGCUUCCAGUGGAUUGCAGCGACCUCUACAGCAACGGCUUCGGUAACAGUGGCGUCUAUACGAUCUUUCCAGCGGGACCCACUUCCCCGGUUCAGGUGUUCUGUGAAAUGGGCAGCAUGGAUGCACCAGAUAGUAACAAAUGGACGGUCAUUCAAAGAAGGACUGAUGGCACCAUUAACUUCUACCGUGGGUGGGAACAGUACAAGACUGGAUUCGGACAAGCGUCAAGUGAAUACUGGUUGGGUCUGGAGAAUAUCCAUCUCCUGUCUGGGAAAAAAAGCUACAAGCUGAGGGUGGACAUGGAGGACUUUGAUGGCGCAAAGGUAUCGGCGGAGUAUUCCUCCUUCAACGUGGCCCCUGAGAAGGACGGAUACAGGCUCACGUUAGGUGGCUUCAAAGACGGUGGCGCGGGAAAUUCGUUGGAUCAUCAUAAUGGUCAGAAGUUCUCAACAUUUGAUAAGGACCAAGAUUCUGAUGCUACAAACUGUGCAAAAACCUACCUUGGAGGAUGGUGGUACAAUACUUGCCAUCAUGCCAACCCUAACGGGGAGUAUUUGUGGGGCGAAUCAAUCUUUGGCCUUGGAAUUAAUUGGUUGACUUGGAGAGGACACACGUAUUCCUUAAAAGUCAUUGCAUUUAAGUUAAGUCCCCAACUGGAACUGGAUGCUAUUGGUUGAAUCGUAGUAGAAUUACAAUUCAUUGACAGUGUGACUAUUUAGUUGACGAGGGUUAGGCCCGUUAUAUUAAGUCAUAAGUCAUUAUACACAACGUCCACAUGUUAAGCAUCAGAUGGGAUUUCAGCAUUAUAUUGUUUAGGCCUUUUACUCAAUAAAGAAUGAGACCAUUUAUUUGUUGUAUUUUG
Gadus chalcogrammus (walleye pollock) is the source of this 1182-nucleotide messenger RNA. RefSeq names its product microfibril-associated glycoprotein 4-like. Bases 98 to 997 code for a protein of 299 amino acids. Lineage: Eukaryota; Metazoa; Chordata; Actinopteri; Gadiformes; Gadidae. The transcript has 5 exons. Gene Ontology annotation, biological process: elastic fiber assembly. The record is from RefSeq and is a predicted model, not a curated record.